Pseudonaja textilis is the source of this 998-nucleotide messenger RNA. NCBI's taxonomy places the organism in Eukaryota, Metazoa, Chordata, Lepidosauria, Squamata, Elapidae. The record is from RefSeq and is a predicted model, not a curated record.
CUCUCAGUUCCUUUUGCCUCUGUUUAAUCCUUAUUUUUUAUUUUAUCAAUAUGGCUUCCUAACUCAGGUGAUGUUACUUCUCUUCCACCAGCUGUACAAUAUUUUCCCCUGGAUUAUGCAUCAUGUUCCAGGAUCUCAUCAGAAGGGAUUUUCCUCCUGUGACUUUGUUCGGUCAUUCAUAAGAGAGGAGAUCAAGAAGCACCAAGAAGCAGAGCAUCAAGAAAAAGAACAAGACUUCAUUCAUUUUUACCUGGCUGAAAUAGAGAAAACGAAAGACCAACCCAAGUCACCCUAUGAUGAAAAGAACAUGGUUCAGAGCAUCUUUGAUCUCUUCGUGGGGGGAACAGAGACGGCAGGCACCACUCUCUUCUGGGGAUUGUUAUAUAUGGUGCUUUAUCCUGACAUUCAAGCCAAAGUUCAACAAGAGAUAGAUGUACUCAUAACACCAGGCCAGUCAGUCUGUUAUGAGGAUCGCAAGAAACUUCCGUACACGAAUGCUGUGGUGCACGAAAUCCAGCGCUUUAGCAACAUCGUUUCGAUUGGACUGCCUAGAUACUGCAUAAGAGACACAAAGAUCCAGAAUUUUCUCAUUAGAAAGGGUACCACCGUCUUCCCGAACAUGGCUUCGGCCUUGUAUGACUCCAACGAAUGGGAGAUGCCCCUCACGUUCAACCCAAACCAUUUCCUUGACAAGGACGGGAAUUUCACCUGCCGAGAAGCUUUCAUCCCAUUUUCUCUAGGUCAUCGAGUAUGUUUGGGAGAAAAUUUGGCCAAAACAGAGCUCUUCCUGUUCUUUAGCAACCUUAUGCAAACAUUCAAAUUCCACUUGCCCGACGGAUCAAAAGAUAUAAAACUUGACCCGGUUUGGGGAGGCAUUCUGAAGCCCCGUCCCUUUGACCUCUGUGCAAUUCCUCGGUAGGCCCCUAUGUCAGGCAUGUUGAGGGGUGCUUCUCCUCGCCUGGCCUCUCAUGACAGUGGGGAUGCUGCAAUGGUUGUAA